AUGGUCAAGGCGUCCGACAUCCUCCUCUGCCUCGUCGCCAUCCUCUUCCCGCCCGCCGCCGCCGCCUUUGUCGCCGGCUGCUGCUCGUGCGACAUGCUCAUCAACAUCUGUCUCACGCUGCUCGGCUACAUUCCCGGCCACAUCCACGCCUUCUGGCUGAUCUACAAGCAGAUGAAGGCCGAGGAGGAGUUCGGACAGGGCCAGUACAUGUACAUCGGCUCCGGCCAGUACGUC
Molecule: messenger RNA, 234 nt
Organism: Tilletiopsis washingtonensis
Lineage: Eukaryota; Fungi; Basidiomycota; Exobasidiomycetes; Entylomatales
Exons: 3
Cellular component (GO): membrane
Source: RefSeq, a predicted model, not a curated record